UUUGCUGUCCGGGCGGAAGUCAGAUACCAUUUUCCGUCCCCACCUCCGCUUGAUGUGGAGCUGGUAAUGAAAUAGCAUUUCCAACUUUUUCCGCAUAGUCCUUUAAUUCGCUGCUGGUGCUGUGUAGUCCCCUCUUCGUAACAAUGGAUUACAGCGGAGCCCGUCAGGAUUCUGACCCGAGCGACAAGUCGUCCGGUCCCGCCUUUACGAAACAGCAAGGCACCCAAACUGACCAAAGAUCCAGGCUGAUAGUGACUCCUUUCCACAACUCCCCCAUUGUCACUAAAGACGCGUCUCUGCGCAUCAAACGACUGCAUCCCGGCAGAGAAAAAGCGUCCGGCGGCGGCCUGUUGCUGGGCACACCUGGAGGUGGAACAUCUGCACAUCCCGCCGCAGCCAGCAGCUCGGAGAAACAAAUCCCGACUUCUGGCUCCCCGCAGACGACGCCUGCCGGCAAAAAGACAGCAAAGCCGGCGUCAGCAGAAGCAGUGAAGUCUGAGCCGUCGACGCCCAAGCGUGCACAGAAAGAAAAAAGCAAAGUCAGGAUUGUUUCUACCUCCGUCAAAUCUCAAGCAGUGAAGAGAAAGAAGAGGAAAAUGGGAAUGUACAACCUCGUCCCCAAAAAGAAAGCAAAGGCCAAAGGGGAGAGAGAGGCCACCUUGGAGAAGCAACAGACGGCGUCAGAUGAGAAACCGCUUAAUAUUCCAACCCCUGCGAAUGGUGGAGAACAGUCGGUCGGCUGGAGCGAACUGCCGACGGAUGGGGAGAACAGCCACGUUGAAUACACAGAGUUCGCUUUGGACUGUCUGGACCUCAAAGCUCAGGAAGAGUUCCUCUCGCCCACCCUUUCAUGCGGUAUCGAAGGGGAGGAUGAGUUGGAAGACGUGGACCUGGCUGAUGAGUUACCGCUGUGCUGCUGCCGUAUGGAGACGCCCCCCAGCAGUGGAAGCCUGUCGGCUCUGGAGCAGACCUGCAUGGCUAUGGAGAGCGCAGACGGAAUGCUGAAUCGCUGUCAUAGGCCAGUGAUGAAGCAGGAGAUGAUGCGACCCUCAAACACGGUCCACCUCCUGGUCCUGUGCGAGGACCACCGGGCCGGCAUGGUUAAGCACCAGUGUUGCCCCGGCUGCGGGCUCUUCUGCAGAGCGGGUACUUUUAUGGAGUGCCGGCCAUAUGGUAGUAUUUCCCACCGCUUUCACCAAGACUGUGCCUCCAUCUUGAAGGAUCAAAGGUUUUGCCCCCACUGUGGAGAAGAUGCGAGUGGCGCAAAGGAGGUCGUAGUUUCCAAGACUGAUUUGUCACCCUCUGUAACCAAAUCAAACCCCGGUCAAUCACUUCCUCUUGUUGCCGCCCUACCUUUAGUCUCAGCUACUCCUGUUCAUCAAAUAUUGAGGGCAAGGAAGACCAGCCAGCCCCAGAGGCCUAGAGACGAGAGCAUGAGCAACUUCAAAGAAGAGCAGCAUGUACACACAAACGAUUCCCUGGAGACCAUCCUCAUGGCACUGGAUGAUGAGAACCUGAAACCAAAAAAAACAAAGUACCCCACCAGGCAGCUGUACUUUUCUGCGAAGCAAGGAGAUCUACAGAGGGUCGUUCAGCUUCUAGUUAAUGGGAAGGACCCCAACUUUUUGAUUGAAGGCCAAAAUAGGCGCACCCCACUUCACGCAGCCGCUGCUGAAGGCCACCAGGAGAUCUGCCACAUGUUGGUCCAGGCGGGAGCCAACCUGGAUAUGUUUGAUGAGGAGUUCAAAACCCCACUGAUGGCAGCCUGUGAAAACAACCACCUGGACACAGUGAAGUACCUGCUCAGAGCCGGAGCGUCUGCGAGCCAUAAGGAUACCAUGGGCUUCACAUGUCUGCAUCUGGCAGCCAAACUGGGACAUUAUGACGUACUGGAUCAUUUGCUCUCCAAGGCAUCCAAACACAUCAAUGGUCAGGAUGAUGGAGGGUGGACGCCUAUCACUUGGGCCACAGAGUACAAACACAAAGAGGUAGUCCGACUGCUUCUGGCCAAAGGAGCCGACGUAAACAUCAGAGAUAAGGAAGAGAACGUGUGCCUGCACUGGGCAGCGCUGUCCGGCUGUGAGGACAUAGCCCAGGCUCUGCUAGAGGCCCAGUGUGACCUCCACGCCGUUAACGUCCACGGGGACACGCCGCUUCACGUUGCGGCGCGAGAGAACCACCUGGAGUGUGUGAUGUUGUUUCUGUGUCGUGGAGCUGACGUCACACAGACAAACAAGGAGGGCCAGACUGCUCUGGACUGCUGUGUCUGUGGCUCGAAGGUCUGGACGGCCCUGAAAACCAACAAGAAGCUCACUGAGGCUAAGAAAGGACAGAUCAGCCAGGGAGAGAGGCUACUCUGCAGAGAUAUUUCCAGGGGAUAUGAGGCCGUUCCCAUCACCUGUGUUAAUGGAGUCGACAGUGAGCCGUGCCCUGGAAACUUUAGGUACAUACCAGACAACUGUGUCACAUCCCAGCUGAACAUAGACAAGGACAUCACUCACUUGCAGCACUGUGGCUGUACAGAUGACUGCUCAUCCAGCACCUGCACAUGUGGUCAGCUCAGCGUACGAUGUUGGUAUGACAAUGAGGGUCGUCUACCACUGGAAUUCUGUCAGUGGGACCCUCUGGUGCUGUUUGAGUGCAACCAUGCCUGCUCCUGCUGGAGGACUUGCAGGAACCGUGUGGUUCAAAAUGGAAUCAGAGUUCGGCUGCAGCUCUAUAAAACUGAGAAGAUGGGGUGGGGAGUGAGAGCCAUGCAGGACAUCAGCCAAGGAACAUUCAUUUGCGAGUAUGUUGGGGAGAUCAUCACCGAUGCAGAGGGAGACAAAAGAGAAAACGACUCCUUCCUCUUCACUCUCGACAAUAAGGUGGGGAACACGUACUGUAUCGACGCGAGGCUCUUCGGAAACAUCGGCCGUUUCAUCAACCACCUGUGUGAGCCCAACCUGCAAGCUGUGAAAGUGUUCACCAUGCACCAAGACCAGCGCUUCCCACGGAUAGCCUUCUUUUCCAGCCGGGCCAUCAAAGUCGGAGACCAGAUUGGGAUUGAUUAUGGUGAUAACUACUGGAGGGUGAAGAGCAAGUACUUCAACUGCCAAUGUGGAUCUGUUAAGUGUCGUCACUCGGCUUCCAGCCAAUAGGAGCUCACUCCUAUGGGACCCCCCCCCCUAUAUCUUGUAACUGUCAGAAGCUCUGGAAAGUAUUGCUAUGAAUUUGCAAACGACUUUCAGGCCUCCAUCUGAAAUUUCUGUUUUUUUUAAACGGCAAAUGAAAUGUACACAUAAAAGCACAGGAACUAACUUAUUUAGACACUUGCAUCACGGAAGUUUAUUUUUUUGUAUGAAGAAGAAUGCAGUAUCUGAAAGAGAUCAAAUCAUUGUCAACCCAACAGGGAGAAUUUCGAAUAUUUUAAUAGAUCAUUUUAAUAUGAAUGGAUUUGUAUUACUGGAAAGUGUGAAAAAAAUCCAAAUGAAUGAAGUUGGAUUAUUGUAGUUUUUUUUAAUAGUUUGACCUUUUUAACGUUUUUCAAUGUAUCUAAUUGGUCAUUAAACACACUGUUGAAUGGGG
This is a messenger RNA of Menidia menidia (Atlantic silverside), 3567 nucleotides long. The record is from the annotation of a GenBank genome assembly. Lineage: Eukaryota; Metazoa; Chordata; Actinopteri; Atheriniformes; Atherinopsidae.